CAUCUCCCCAGCCUCCCAGCCUGUGACCAUCACACGGAGCUCAGCCUGCCACUCUCACAAGGACGAUCGCCUGCCCUAACGCCUGGCCACACUGCCCCAAAAGGACUGUGCUAUGAACAUGGAGUUUCCCGGGUGCCUCCUGCUCCCAGCUGGACACCCCCUUGGCAGGAGCUCGGCUGCCUGCACGGGAGCUAGGAACGCAAGGUUCCCCAUCCUCCUGGCCUGGUUUUGGGCUUCCAUGACAGGACUCCCCAUGGCAGACUCAGGCAUUUCAGCAGUGGCUCAGCUCCAACUUGUGAAUGGCCCAAGUCGCUGCGCUGGGAGAGUCGAGGUGCUUCACAACCAGCAAUGGGGAACCGUGUGUGAUGACAGCUGGGAUUUAACUGAGGCCAGAGUCGUGUGCAGGCAGCUGGGCUGUGGGACGGCGUUAUCAGCCCCACGUGGGUCUCAGUUUGGACAGGGAACUGACCGUAUCUGGCUGCAUAAGGUAAACUGCACAGGGACAGAAGCUGCCCUCUCCGAAUGCAGGGCUAGGCCUUGGGGAGAGCAUAACUGUAACCACGUAGAAGAUGCUGGUGUUGUGUGCUCAGACUCCAACAUUCCAGACCCAGGUCCUCUCCAACUGGUGAACGGCCCCAAUCGCUGCGCUGGGAGAGUCGAGGUGCUUCAUAACCACCAGUGGGGAACCGUGUGUGAUGAUGGCUGGGACUUAACUGAUGCUGGAGUCGUGUGCAGGCAGCUGGGCUGUGGGUCAGCAUUAUUAGCCCCGGGGGAGGCUCACUUUGGGAGAGGUUCUGACACCAUCUGGAUGGAUGAAGUUAACUGCACAGGGACAGAAGCUGUCCUCGCCGAUUGCAGGGCUUGGCCUUUGGGAGAGAAUAACUGUCACCAUGGAGAAGAUGCCAGUGUUGUGUGCUCAGGCAUUUCAGUAGUGACUCAACUCCGACUUGUGAAUGGUCCAAGUCGCUGCGCUGGGAGAGUCGAGGUGCUUCACAACCAGCAAUGGGGAACCGUGUGUGAUGACAGCUGGGAUUUAACUGAGGCCAGAGUCGUGUGCAGGCAGCUGGGCUGUGGAACAGCGUUAUCAGCCCCACAUGGGUCUCGGUUUGGACAGGGAACUGAACGUAUCUGGCUGCAUGAGGUACACUGCACAGGGACAGAAGCCGCCCUCUCCGUAUGCAGAGCUAGGCCUUGGGGAGAGCAUAACUGUAACCACGUAGAAGAUGCUGGUGUUGUGUGCUCAGACUCCAACAUUCCAGACCCAGGUCCUCUCCAGCUGGUGAACGGCCCCAAUCGCUGCGCUGGGAGAGUCGAGGUGCUUCACAACCAUCAGUGGGGAACCGUGUGUGAUGAUGGCUGGGACUUAACUGAUGCUGGAGUCGUGUGCAGGCAGCUGGGCUGUGGGACGGCGUUAUCAGCCCUAGCGGGGGCUCGAUUUGGGAGAGGAUCUGACACCAUCUGGAUGGAAGAGGUUAACUGCACAGGGACAGAAGCUGCCCUCGCCGAUUGCAGGGCUCGGCCUUGGGGAAACAAUAACUGUCACCAUGGAGAAGAUGCCGGUGUUGUUUGCUCAGACUCAGCCCUUCCACAUUUGGCUCAGGUGCGAUUGAUGAACAGCCCAAGUCGCUGCGCUGGGAGAGUCGAGGUGAUUCGCAACCAGUUGUGGGGAACCGUGUGUGAUGACGGCUGGGACUUACAGGAUGCCGGAGUCGUGUGCAGGCAGCUGGGCUGUGGGACGGCGUUAUCAGCCCCAGGAGGGGCUCGAUUUGGACAAGGAUCUGGGCCAAUUUUGCUGGAUGAGGUUAACUGCACAGGGACCGAAGCUGCCCUCUCCGAAUGCAGGGCUAAGCCUUGGGGGGAUCAUAAUUGUCACCACAGAGAAGAUGCCGGUGUUGUGUGCUCAGGCACAGGCAUCUCACAAGUGGCUCAGCUCCGACUGGUGAACGGCCCGAGUCGCUGUGCUGGGAGAGUCGAGGUGCUUCACAACCAGCAGUGGGGAACCGUGUGUGAUGACAACUGGGACAUAAUUGAUGCUGGAAUCGUGUGCAGGCAACUGGGCUGUGGGACAGCGCUAUCAGCCCCAGGAGCGGGUCGAUUUGGGCAAGGAUCUGACCGUAUCUGGCUGGACGAUGUUCAGUGCAAAGGGACAGAAAUUGCCCUUUCCGAAUGCAGGGCUCGGCCUUGGGGAGACAAUAACUGUCACCACAGAGAAGAUGCCAGUGUUGUGUGCUCAGACACCGGCAUCUCCGAAGUGACUCAGCUGCGACUGGUGAACGGUUCGAGUCGCUGCGCUGGGAGAGUCGAGGUGUUUCAUAAGAAGAAGUGGGGAACUGUGUGUAAUGACAGCUGGGACCUACUGGAUGCUGGAGUCGUGUGUAGGCAGCUGGGCUGUGGGACGGCGUUAUCAACCCCCACUGGAGCUCACUUUGGGCGAGGAUCUGACCAUAUCUGGCUGGGUAAUGUCAACUGCACGGGGACAGAAGCUGCCCUCUCCCAAUGCAGGGCUAGGCCCUGGGGAGACAGUAACUGCACCCAUGAAGAAGAUGCCAGUGUUGUGUGCUCAGACUCAGGAAUUUCAAAGCAGACUUCGCUCCGUCUGGUGAACGGCACGAGUCGCUGCGCUGGGAGGGUCGAGGUGCUUCACAACCAGCAGUGGGGAACUGUGUGUGAUGACAGCUGGAACCUACAGGAUGCCGAUGUCGUGUGCAGACAGCUGGGCUGUGGGCUGGCGUCCACAGCCCCAGGCGCGGCUCACUUUGGGCGAGGAACUGACUCCAUCUGGCUGGAUGAUGUUCACUGCACAGGGACAGAAGCUGCCCUCACUGAUUGCAGGGCUCGGCCUUGGGGAGAGAAUAACUGUCACCAUGGAGAAGAUGCCGGUGUUGUGUGCUCAGACUCAGGCAUUUCAGAGCAGACUCAGCUCCGACUGGUGAACGGCCCAAGUCGCUGCACUGGGAGAGUCGAGGUGCUUCACAACCUGCUAUGGGGAACCGUGUGUGAUGACAGCUGGGACAUAACAGAUGCUGAAGUUGUGUGCAGGCAGCUGGGCUGUGGGACGGCAUUAUCAGCCCCAGGAGGGGCUCGAUUUGGACAAGGAUCAGACCCCAUCUGGCUGGAUAACAUCAACUGCACAGGGGCAGAAGCUGCCCUCUCCGAUUGUAGGGUUCUGCCUUGGGGAAUCCAUAACUGUAACCAUGGAGAAGAUGCCGGUGUUGUGUGCUCAGACUCAUCCGUUCCAGAGAGGGCUUCAAUCCGACUUGUUGAUGGUUCGAGUCGCUGUGCUGGGAGAGUCGAGGUGUUUCACAACCAGCAAUGGGGAACCGUGUGUGAUGACAGCUGGGACAUAACAGAUGCUGGAGUUGUGUGCAGGGAGCUGGGCUGUGGGAUGGCGUUAUCUGCCCUAGCGGGGGCUCACUUUGGGCAAGGAUCUGACAAUAUCUGGCUGGAUGAUGUUCAGUGCACAGGGACAGAAGCUGCCCUCGCCGAAUGCAGGGCUCGGCCGUGGGGAGACAAUAACUGUCACCAUGGAGAAGAUGCCGGUGUUGUGUGCUCAGAUCAGGGCCAGCUGAGUCUGCGGCUGACGAGUGGCCCAAGCCCCUGCUCUGGGCGAGUGGAGGUGCUGAUUAACAACACCUGGAGUGCCGUGUGUGACGCCGGCUGGGGCCUGCCGGAGGCGGGGGUGGUGUGCAAGCAGCUGGGCUGCGGCUCGGCGCUGUCAACCCCGGGGGCUGCUCAGUUUGGCCAUGGGGCCGGCGACGUCUGGCUGGAGGGCGUGAGCUGCUUGGGCCAGGAGUCUCUCAUCAGCGAGUGCCAGCUGAGCCGGCUGGGUCCCGGGCAGUGUGGCCAUGGCUCCGAGGCCAGCGUGGUGUGUGCCGGGCAGGCCGGCUCUGGGCUGCUCUUGUCCCUGCUCCUCGGCCUGGGGGCUGUCGUGGUGCUGAUCUUCGUGGCCCUGCUCUGCUGGAGGAUGCGGCGGGACGGAGCCGCUGGGAACCCCCGGGGCCAUGUGCACCUGAAGGAGAUGAGGGCUCCAGGGACCCCACCCCGGUCCCAGGGAGCGGCAAAUCCAGAGCCCUCCGAGGAGCCCGACAGCCAGAUGACCUGGCUGGUGAGGGAAGACAUGGUGCUGUGAGAGCCGCCUGCCAGCUGCCUGGACUGUGGGGAUGCUGAUGGGGCUCAUCUGGGGGCUGGGGAUCUCCACUCCCACUGUGGGGCCCCUGGCACCAUUGUCCCCCCAGCUGACUUGGAAAACUCCCCUGCUCCACCCCACCCCCAGCUUUCCCUGCUGUAGCUCCCAGCAGCUCCCAUGCCCAUCCCUGAGCAGCCUGUGCCCAGCCAUGCAGACAGCAUGUGGUGCACCCUUCAGAACCAUUGUCAGGUGCACAGGGACAGCCGGCUCCUUCCCCACCCAGCGACCAUCCCAACAUUUAAAUGAGCUAUGCGGAGAGACUGACUAUGGGUGUCUGCCUGUGCCCGAUGUGCCAGGCCCUGGUAAAGCCUGGUGUUCUCAUAUGUAUGUGCCCAGUACAGCCUGCUCUCGGGGUGCUGGGCUCUGUCUAUCUGUACCCAAUGCCCCCUGAACUGAGUGUGCCAGGCCCCGUCUGUCUCUCUGUGCCCAAUGCACCCUGAGCUCAGGCCACCAGGCCCCAUCUGUCUGUGCAGCAGCCAGCCCGAGCCCCCAGUAAAUGAUCAUUACAGCUUCUAGUGUGUAGAUAAGGUGCAGAACUACGUGCAGCUGCAUGAUGGUGCCUUGCUUAAUGGAAAGGGAUGGGCCGGGUUACAGAUACAGAUACAAA
Molecule: messenger RNA, 4793 nt
Organism: Mauremys reevesii (Reeves's turtle)
Lineage: Eukaryota; Metazoa; Chordata; Testudines; Geoemydidae
Product: deleted in malignant brain tumors 1 protein-like
Exons: 16
Coding region: 113-4129 (1338 amino acids)
Cellular component (GO): membrane
Source: RefSeq, a predicted model, not a curated record